Lycium ferocissimum is the source of this 2000-nucleotide messenger RNA. Its product is annotated as AT-hook motif nuclear-localized protein 27-like. The record is from RefSeq and is a predicted model, not a curated record. NCBI's taxonomy places the organism in Eukaryota, Viridiplantae, Streptophyta, Magnoliopsida, Solanales, Solanaceae. Gene Ontology annotation, molecular function: minor groove of adenine-thymine-rich DNA binding; DNA-binding transcription factor activity. Gene Ontology annotation, biological process: vegetative to reproductive phase transition of meristem. The coding region runs from base 691 to 1488 and encodes 265 amino acids. The transcript has 2 exons. Gene Ontology annotation, cellular component: nucleus.
AAGAGGCAGCAGAUCCAAUUCCAAUAUACCCACUUGCCCUAUUUGCCUGCAGCAACUGUCUUCUCCUUUGUCUUUGCUGCUCCGGCUUUUUUCUUUUGCAACUUGCCCUUUUGUUUGUUUUCUUCCACAUUUAGCACCAGUACUAGAGUUUUUUUUACCCCUUUAAAUUGGCAAGUUUUAAACGGCAAAAGAGCAGUACUCCUAGUGGUGCUCUUUUUUCUUCUUUUUUGUAAAUCCUGAUUGGAUGUUUUAAGCAGCUUCUAGAGUUGUGAGCUAUCAGACCCGUGGUCUAAUUUUCUACUAUUUAUUAAGGUCAAGCACUAGUGCUGCUGAUUGGGUCCCUCCUCGUUAAAGCUUUUUUCAGAUAUAUAUGAAGCAGAAUUAGCGAGACUAAGUCUUGAAAGGUUGUUUUUCCGAUCGGCAUAACUAUUUGCAGGUUUUUGAAUCGACCCAAGAUUAAGUAAAUCUGCACAAAUGCUGGAGUACCACUGCAACUUACUGGAUCCGAUCAGCAUCCAUAUGUGAAUUGAUUUAUGACAAUAUUGAUGACGAUUCAUCCAUAGUCAAUAGCUCACAGAUAGUCAAUGUACAAGUAUUUUUAGUGGUUACACUGUCUAGGGAAAACAACUUCGAGAUAGUAUUUCUUUAGUUCCAUAUAUAUAUAUAUAUAUAUUAUAGGAUUAUUAGUAUAUGGAUUUUAAUUAUAGUUUGGGAUUAAGCCGUGGUGAAUCAAAAGAGGCAUCUGACAGUGAUGCGGGUGCAAGUUCCGGCGGAGCUCCGGGAAGCUCAAACCGGCGGCCACGUGGCCGUCCAGCUGGAUCUAAGAACAAGCCGAAGCCUCCAAUAAUCGUUACGAGAGAUACACCUAAUGCACUCCGAUCUCACGUGCUUGAAGUCUCGACAGAUGCAGAUAUCAUGGAAAGUGUGUCCAGUUACGCUAGGCGAAGGGGAAGAGGUGUUUGCAUUCUAAGUGGUAGCGGCACAGUUUCUAACGUCAACAUACGUCAGCCUGCUUCCCCUGCUGGAAGUGUGGUUACUCUUCACGGACGUUUUGAGAUUCUUUCGCUCUCUGGGACAGUGCUUCCUCCGCCCGCACCGCCAGGCUCGAGUGGGAUAUCUAUAUUUUUGUCAGGCGGACAAGGUCAGGUUGUUGGAGGGUCAGUUGUUGGCCCUUUGAUGGCAUCAGGUCCGGUUGUGUUAAUGGCUGCGUCGUUUGCUAAUGCUGUAUUUGAACGGCUUCCCUUGGAGGAAGAGGAGGGAGCUACUGCUGGUGCUGUUGGUGCAAGUCCCGCUCCUACACAGGUACAGCCUGCUGCCUCACAGUCAUCAGGUGUAACGGGUGGUGGAGAAGGUACUGGGCAUCCUGUUGGAACAGGCGAAGGUAGUGGAAGUAUGGCUUUUGGGAAUGCACCACAUAGUAAUUACUCAUUCUCAGCUGAGUUGCUUGGAUGGGGUGGCAAUACUGCAAGUGAAAGACCCCCCUUUUAGUAUCCAGAUGAUUUUCACGAGUGUUAAUAAAUACUUAACUUUCAUAUGAUUAUCUCAAAAUGGUUGGAGAUGGUAUUGCUGGUGCGCGAAAUAGGAAGGUGUUGAAUUGCAUAGCCAGUUGUGGUUCACAAACAGUAGAUUUUGUUCAAUUCCACUAACCGUGAAGCAUCAAUAGCAAGAGCAAUUAUAAUUACCUUGGAGAAAUUGAGGACAUGAGAAGGAAGAAAUUUGCAAUUCAAGGGCGCUAACUUUCUAUUAGAACCUGAGAGCAUAUUCCAAAGGUGAGGAGCUAGCUUGCAUUUCAUGUACAUAGCGUUUGUACAAGUACUAUCACACGUAACGAUCUCAUCUUGGCUGUCUAAUCUUGUGCCAUUCUAUUAUCACUUCGUUUAUUAUUAGAUCAUUUUGCUGUAAUCUUAGUACUAGGUAAGUACACGAUGGUGCAAAUUACUAGUACAGGAUUGACUAGGGCUUUGAGAGUUUCGAUCUGAUAUUGAUCUCUUGUUUUGGCC